AUGUUUUGUGCUAUAAGUGGGAAACCUCCUAGUGUUCCAGCUCUAUCACCUUCAUCAAAAUGUAUUUUUGAAAAAUCGUUACUAGAGCAGUACAUCGAUGAACAUGGAACAGAUCCAAUAUCUAAAGCCCCAUUAACCAAGGAACAAAUUAUUGAGGUAUCUCAGACACCCCAACAAUAUUCACUGACCAAUGCUGUUAACUCUGCAACUCUAAAUUCUAAUUACAGCAUACCUAACCUUUUAACUACCUUACGAAAUGAGUGGGAUGCAGUCAUGCUAGAAAACUUUGAAUUAAGGACACAACUUGACACAUGCAAGAAAGAAUUAUCCAAAGCCCUUUAUCGCUGCGAUGCGGCUGUACGUGUCGCUGCAAAAUGUACUCAUGAAAGAGAUGAACUAAAGCACACUUUAACCCAAUUGACAGAGGCUAUUGGAGAGUCCCCAAACAAUGGGACUGGGGAAUCCACUGGUAAUGAAAAUCCUACACCAGCUCCUCCUCAAUUACCCGCUGAUCUAAUUAAUCACAUGGUUGAACAGUCCCAAGAGCACGUGAAUGCAACCAAACACCUAGCCAAAGCAAAGGCCAUUACUGUAAAGAGGUUAGUUCCCGAAUUGGAGCAAGAUGAUCCAAGAAGCAAUGAUACAAUGUUCCAUGUGACAAAAGUAUCAACAAACAGGCUUGUCGAUACCACAUGCAGAAUUGCAUGUGUUGUAGACGCUAGUGGGCAUAGAUUGAUCAGCAAUAAUAAAAUCAUCACACUAGAAGGAAUACCCAACGAUGCCCGGGUCAUCCACCCAAUAUCCAACGACCAGCUUGUCUUUUCAUCUGACACCACGACAGGAAUAUAUGAUGUGCCAAGCGGGAAAUUAAGCACGUUUUCCACUGCGGACCCCGCGAUAAGUAUAAAUUACAAUCCAAAUAUCGCAGGCGACUACUUUGUCAGCUUAUCCCGUAACAAGUGCAUAUAUUACACAGCAAUCGAUGGCUCAAAGAGUUUCAUGCUGACUGAUACGAGAAAACUUUCACCAGAAGGGGACCUCCCAAAUAAUAUUAAUGUCCAUAAAGACGGCUUGUUAAUUGCUGUUCAAAUAACAUCAAAUUCCCUCGCUAUCUUUAGUGUAUCGACUCCGAAUGAAGCGCCCACAAUAAUACCAGUAGACUUUAGCAUAAAAGGUGAAUCCAUUGUAUCUUACAGGUUUGGUCCUAAUGGAUACUGGCUUUAUCUCCACUCGGCACACGAGUUCCAUGUCUAUGACCUCAGAAAGGCCGCAGGAACUCUGGCUUUGGAUAAAUUAAUCUUUGAAAGUGCAGAUAUUGUUCGCUUUGACACUGAUAAAACUGGCAAGGUCAUAUUCCUACAAAUGUCGGACAAGAAAAUUACAUCAUACACGUAUGUUAAAGCAAAGUCCGCUUUUGUAGAAGGUGCCACUAAAGAAAUAGAGGACUUGUCUGACUAUAUGUGCAUGUACUAUGAAGAGCACGAUAAGAAAUACCUAAGGCUACUGCGUUCAUCUCCGGAUAGUCCGCAGAAUGUCGUUCCCAUGAUAUUGCGAAUCGAAUAA
Messenger RNA from Eremothecium sinecaudum, 1563 nucleotides. It is a transcript of the gene PRP19, whose product is annotated as E3 ubiquitin-protein ligase PRP19. Gene Ontology annotation, molecular function: ubiquitin protein ligase activity; protein binding. The transcript has 2 exons. The record is from RefSeq and is a predicted model, not a curated record. Gene Ontology annotation, biological process: protein ubiquitination; mRNA splicing, via spliceosome; DNA repair. Gene Ontology annotation, cellular component: U2-type catalytic step 1 spliceosome; Prp19 complex; cytoplasm. The coding region runs from base 1 to 1563 and encodes 520 amino acids. Lineage: Eukaryota; Fungi; Ascomycota; Saccharomycetes; Saccharomycetales; Saccharomycetaceae.